AUGUAUGUUCAUUAUGCGUGUCUAACACACAACAGAGGAAGCGAUCAUCCGGCCAUGUUGGAAGCGAUGAUCAAGGCAAAGCAAGACAUAACAGAAAAUUCGUCCAAAUUCCCGACGAUAAUCACUUGUCCCUCAGAAUUAGUCGCCCUGUCAGCUGCUCUAGGGUAUGCUCAGGUCACGGGAAUUCCGCAAUGUGUCAUUGUGCACGUGGACUGUGGUACUCUCGCUAUGGGACAAUCCAUCCAUAACGCCUCAGUGGGCAGGGUGCCUGUUUUAUGUUUUGCUGGACUAAGCCCCUUCACCCAGAAUGGCGAGCUUCUCGGCUCAAGGACGGAGUUCAUUCAUUGGUUGCAAGAUGUGCCCGACCAGGCGGCAAUUCUUCGGCAGUAUUGCAGGUACUCUGGUGAGAUCAAGACUGGCCGUAAUAUCAAAGAGAUGGUCUAUAGAGCUUUGCAUUUUGCAAUGUCCGACUCCAAGGGACCAGUAUAUCUUACGGCAGCGAGAGAGGUCCUCGAAGAAGCGAUUCCUUGGGGAGGAGAUACUCAGUCCAAUUGUUCCCAGCGCAUUGCCCGAAUCAGGUCAGACGUACUUUGUAAAGCCCUGUUUGGACUAUUGCUGACGGCAUCAGAGGUUGAAUUGAUUGGAAGCACGCUCAUAAACGCCAAGAAACCACUUGUUAUCGCAGGGUAUCUCGGUCGUAAUCCGCAAGCGCCACCAUUGUUAGCAGAGCUUUGCGACAAGCUACCAAUAAGCGUUCUUGAGUCAGUUGGGUCCGACAUGUCCAUGCGUACAGAUCAUGAAGCCUAUCUUGGUGUUACCAUUACCACACACCCGGCGGUCUGCGAGGCGGAUGUAAUCUUGAUCCUGGACUGCGACGUACCUUGGAUUCCUACUGCUGGAAAACCACAGAAGGGUAGGAGACUCGCGCCCAAGCUCAGCACGACAGUCUUUCACCUUGAUGUCGAUCCCCUGAAGCAACAAAUGCCACUAUUCUCGAUCAACGCAACCCGCAGGCUGAAAGUUAGUUGUGAGAUUGCACUCCGGCAACUAAACGCCUAUAUCGAUAAGCAAGGCAUUGAAAAGACGAAUUAUGCUACGGCAUUCGAGGCACGCGCGAAUCGUUACUUGCGCCGGAAAGAGAAUCUACGAGCCUUGGAGUCUCCUUCACAGGACGGCGCGAUCCGUGUUCCAUACCUCGCCUCCAGACUGCGACACCACCUUCCGGAAGAUACUGUUUACCUUGUUGAAGCCGUCAGCAACGCAGGUCUAAUCAUUCAGCACCUUAACUUGACACAGGUAUUUUACCUGCCUGAUUAUCCGAUACCCGUUAACACAGCUUUAGCCAGGAACACUCGUCGGAAGCGGCGCCGGUGGCCUCGGGUGGGGAGGCGGAGCGGCAUUAGGUGUCAAGCUGGCCAAGCCCGGCGCAUUCAUCUGUGCAAUGUGAGUAUUGAUGAUCACACCGUGAUAUCAAUAAGUGUCUACUGGAUUGCUAGGCGGUAUGAUCUCCCAUUUCUCCUAGUUGUGCUAAACAAUGGAGGAUGGAACGCACCCAAGGUGUCCGCAUUGCUUGUGCACCAGGAUGGGUUGUCUUCAAAGUCGAAUAGGCGAGAGUAUGGCUUAGAUCUUAAUAUAUCAUUCGAGCCAUCACCUGAUUACCCAGGGAUUGCCACUGCGGCGGGUACGGCUUGGGGUAUUACAGUGAAAGAACAAGAAAAGCUAGACUCAGCUAUUCAAGAAGCUGCCAAUGUAGUCCGAGGAGGCAGAUGUGCAGUCAUUGAAGUUUCGUAA
Aspergillus oryzae RIB40 is the source of this 1791-nucleotide messenger RNA. Its product is annotated as putative thiamine pyrophosphate enzyme. Bases 1 to 1791 code for a protein of 596 amino acids. Gene Ontology annotation, biological process: L-valine biosynthetic process. The record is from RefSeq and is a predicted model, not a curated record. Gene Ontology annotation, cellular component: acetolactate synthase complex; mitochondrion. The transcript is spliced from 9 exons. NCBI's taxonomy places the organism in Eukaryota, Fungi, Ascomycota, Eurotiomycetes, Eurotiales, Aspergillaceae. Gene Ontology annotation, molecular function: thiamine pyrophosphate binding; magnesium ion binding; acetolactate synthase activity.